Molecule: messenger RNA, 10199 nt
Organism: Homarus americanus (American lobster)
Lineage: Eukaryota; Metazoa; Arthropoda; Malacostraca; Decapoda; Nephropidae
Gene: Sbp2
Exons: 9
Coding region: 387-4349 (1320 amino acids)
Biological process (GO): selenocysteine incorporation
Cellular component (GO): ribonucleoprotein complex
Molecular function (GO): ribonucleoprotein complex binding; mRNA 3'-UTR binding; selenocysteine insertion sequence binding
Source: RefSeq, a predicted model, not a curated record
AAGAUAACUCAGGAAUACUUAGGUUCAUCACUAGUUUGUUAAUCUGGUGAACAAUGAACAUGCGAGCCAUCCAAGGCUACCAUGGUGUGUGUGUAAAGACGUUCGUGGACGUGAAGACCAACGAUGUCGUCAUCAUCUUUGUUAUGAUCUUCACGAACGGCUGUUGAUGGUGAGGUGAGGUGGAGGGAAGACAACACUGACGUAAACACUACACAACACAGGAAAUUAAAGGUGAAGAAUUAAAAAAGAAUGGAUAAUACUUAUUCUCAGGACUCUGCGUUGUUCCGAGACAAAUAAUGGCAUUUGUCUCCUACACGGACAGUAACCAGGAGAGUGUAGCUGAGUUUACAUUACUGUGUGUAAAUUUAUAAGUGUGAGACGAGAUAAUGUUGUCUCCAGAUGUUCCUGAAUUUAUACCUCGACAAUUUCAAACUCCAAAUGAAAACAACUUUGGAGUGGAUGUAAAAGACACAAAAUAUGCUCCUGCAAAACAUGUAGGUCAUGGGUCACUAGACUCAAGUUCUGUGCAUGGCUCACCACAUCAGUCUCCCAGCCCAAGGCACAGCUAUUCAAGUGGACAUCUUACUUGGAGAAGUGCACCAAGAAGUGCUUCACCCAGAGGAAGAGGUGAAAUUUCUGGAAGGUCUAAGUACAACAGGCAUAGAAAUUUUGCCAGAGGACUCAGUAAUGGAGAGGCACAUCAGUAUGAGUCUAAUAGUAGACAUACUAGUCAAAGAACAGAUAAUUGGAGACAUGGUUGGAGGACUAGAGGCAGCCCACCUGAAGAAACUAAUAGAAGUGCACCUGGGAUUAAGAAAACUGAUUUCAGUCUUUCCUUAGGUGAAGCUCAGUCAGAGAAGUAUCAGCAGUAUAAUGACAACCCGAGGAAAGGUAGGGGUGGAUCACAGAAGAGACAUAAUGGUGAGCAUGGCACAGGGAAUACCAUAAAUUCGACAGUGCGAGAUGAGAUGCAACAUGUUCAGAUACCUUCCGCAACAACAGCAACAACACAUCGCCGAGUUGACCUCAGCUACAAAACAAUUUUGCAGGGUGACAAUAAUGGAGGCACAUUGCUGCCAUCAAAAACAGUGGCUGUUUCAGAGAUGUCUGUGUUGCAGGAAGAUCAGUGGCCCACACUCAAUAAUAUUCGUCCCCAAACUGUGCCUUGGGUAAAGAGAGACUCUGAGUCAUAUACUCCCACUGGUGAAAAUAAUGCUUGGUUAGUGAAAAAGAAUGAUGUGCCUGAAGCAUCAGGUUUUAAUAAACAUAUUAAAAAAAACAGGAGUUCUGCUGAAGAAAAUAAUAAUCCUGAAAUUGAUCAUGAAAUAAAGGUCUUGGGAUGUGACAAAGUGCACAAGGAUGUGGAACAAGAGAAUAAUUACAAUAAAGGUAGAAGAAAUGAGAUUGGAACUUUGGAGAAAAAUAAUAAGACUAAAAACAAAACCAGCACAUCUCAACAACACAUAUCCCUCAGUGCAAAAAAUUUACCUGACAAAAGAGAAUUUGCAGCAGGAGAAGCUGAUCUUGAAAAUUGUGAGAAUUCUGUGCAAGGUGAAAAUAGAAGUGAUCGUACCUCAAUAAUGGGAAAAGCUGAUCCUUUCCAGUGGCAGGUCAAGGGAGAGAGAAAGAAACAGACCAAGAAUAAAAACUCUUCCCAACAAACAGAGGGAAUAUCAGUGCCUGUUAAAAAUGUGUUCCCAAAAGGCACCUUUAAAAGAGAUAGAGGCUUCAAACCAGAUAGUUUCGGACCCAGUGUUAGGAAUAGAAUACCUGUGUUGAAAGAAGAAACUGGAAGAUACAAAAAGGAUGAUACAGCAAAUACCUCACAGGUAAACAAAGAUAGUACAAGUAAUGUUGGCAGUAAAAAAGAUAGUAAAGUAAAGAAUGAAUUUGUGAAAAAAUCAGAUGAUAAAACAAAACUAUUUUUGCAGGAGAAGGCCAACAGAAAAGGAAGCCAGUCAAGACAUGAACAGGUGCAGCAGGACAAUGCUCAAUUCAGAGUCUCAUCUGGUUCAGAGCAACACGAUACUAACGAAAUUCCACCAUUAGCAGAAGGAGCAAAGGCCCCUUUCUCAGAGCCUCAGAAAAAAGCAAUCAGUGAAAAGGAUGUAUUAAGAUUUCAAGAAUUACGGAGAAAGCGAAAGGACGAAAAAAUGAGGAAGAAGGAACAGAAACUCAAGAAAGCUCAAGAUUUAAUCAAAUCUGAUUCAAAAGUGCAAAUUAUUACAAAGGAGUUCUUAGAGUCAGUUCUCGCUGGUGGUUCAAGUAUAAGGAAAUCAACCAAUUUGUUUGCCUCUGAUAGUAGAAAUAUGAAUUCAAACAGUGAAGAUUAUUCAAAAGUACCAAAAGUAAAAAUUUUAACAAAGAAUUUCACGGAUUCUACUCUUGCUGACAGUUCAAGAGGGAUAUCAGCUAAUUUGCUAAGUUCUGAUAGUCAGGACCGGGAAUUAAAUUUUAUAAGUGAAGAAUAUCCAAGCCUAACUUCGUGGGGUACCACUGCCACCAGAGCAACAUCUCAUGAAAAUAUUGAAAAGAAAGCACUAAUGGGAAGCAGAGGACAGUCAGAAGCCUUGAGAGAGUCCAGAGUUAAUAGUGUCAAAGCGAAUACAUGCCUGCCGUCCACAUCAGGUUCAAAAGUUAAUAAUAGUGAAGGUGUCAGUGAUACGCCAUCAGAUGUUCCGAGUUACAGUGGAGCAUUGUUGGCCGCCAAAAAUGUUGUGGAGAAGAAGCCAGCCCCUUUGAAAGUACAUGUAAGGGAAAAUGUCCCCUCAGAGGCCACUUCUACUCCAGUUCAGAAAAAGAAAGUAAAGACCAAGGAUCUCAUUGAGUUUGAUUUGAUGGCUGCUGCUUUAAAGUCAAAGAAAAAUAAAAGAAAGGACCCCACUAAUAAUGAAGAGAAUACAACAGAGGCAUUAAACAGGAAAGCUGCUGGAACUCUGGAGAAUUAUCUUGGCUCUCCAGGUAAAAAUACACGAAGUGCAACAGCUCCAUCCCUCAUAACAAAGGUGAAAGGAGUAACAAACAUGAAGCGAGGAAAGCAGAGAGAGGGCAAAACUAAAAAGAAGGUAUCACGUCUGAAGAAAUGCAUGCAGAGGGCACGCCAGAUGGAAGUGGAAGCAUUCUUAUCUAUUCUUCAGGAAUUAUCAGCUGGUGUAGAGAAAGAGAAAAGUGGAACUUCUGUAACAGAAUCUCCUCAUCCUGAGACCAAUGGGGAAUUGAAGAUGACAGUGGCAACUUCAGGUAUAGUCCCUGAAGAUGUACUGUCAAAAGAUGAAGGUAAUGUCCUGGAGAAUGCUCAUGCGAAAGAUGAUGUGAACAAAGUUAAUGCUGAGCAAAAACUGAAUCCUUUGACAAACAUAUCACCUGAACUGGAACACAGUGAAGGCAACAACAGCAAAAAUGUCAGUGCUGCAGUGAAUGUUUGUGAACUAUCAAAAGAUGCGUUAGAUGUGGAAGGUGAGUGUGAAAUGCAAGCUAAUUUGAAGAAGAAUGAAGAAAUUUCUAAAUCACACUCAGUUGUGAAAGAAAGGGAGAGAUUAAAGAAAGAGUUGCAGUCUCUAGCAGGUAUUACAAAUACCCCCUGUAUUACAGUAUCCUCAUCAACAGAGGUAAAGCUAAAACAACCAGACCUUCAUGAGAAAACUGUGGCAGAAGAAGUAGUGCCUCUCGUCCAGAAUAGUACUUACCAUUGUGAUGAUCCUGAGAAAUCCAAGAAAUUUUCCAUUAUCACUGAGGAAUUAAGAGCACUUCAUCAUCCUAUUCACAAGAAGAAAUUCAGAGAGUACUGUGAUCACAUCAUCACACCAGAAGUAAACAUGGUCACUCAGCAACUGGUAGAAAGUUUAGUGGGGUUCCAGGAUCGACACUUUCAGCGUGAUCCCACAAAAGCUCGUAUAAGGCGAAGGUAUGUGUGUGGUCUGAAGGAGACGACAAAGCUAAUGGGCAAAAUGUCUUGCAUAAUAGUGGCUCCUGAUAUUCAGCGAAGUAAAGGACCAGGUGCCUUGGAUGAGGUCGUGGAGAAGAUGCUGGGUCAGGCACAGGUCCAUGGAGUACCAGUCAUAUUUGCACUCUCUUGUAAACAAAUUGGCAAUCUCUGUUUCAAAAAGGUGCCGGUGAGCUGUUUUGGCAUCAUCAACUAUCAGGGUGCUCAGGACAAAUUCCAAACAUUGAUGCAGUUGGUCCCAGAAGCUAAGAAGCAAUAUCAGGAACUGAUUGCUUGUGGCAGUCGCUCUGUUCCAGUGGAUGACGAGGAACCUGUUAACAGUGAGAGAGAAUCACCCAGUUUAGAUAUUAGCAAAGAAAUCAUAGCUAAUACAUCAUCACUUAUUAAAGGCACUGCUGAAGGAUGAAGAUAUUAAAUGUUAGUGUGAAUAUUCAUAUUUCCAUGGUGUCAUUACAAGGUAUUGUAUGAGGAAUGAGACAACUCUUAUUCUUUACACAUUUGUUAAUUUGUUGUUGAUGACUGUGGCAUCUGUUCUGUCAGUGAUUAACAGGCAAUACGAAGAAUUUUUUAAUAUGUUUGUUAUUCUUUUAACAAUACUGUACUGUAAUUUAAAAACAAUUUUGUUUCUGUUACUAGAGUUUGCCUUUGAUGUUUGUGAAGGACGUUAUAAGAAUAAACAGCAAGUGGUUAAACAGGUCUUGCAUUCAAUUGAAUCCCAACUUGGCCAUUAGGACUGGGUGCCAAUCACAUUUGGUUAGAUUCUACCAUUUGGUCUGUAGCUAAUGGAAGCCACCGACUCAUUGAUAAAGAAUUUACUCUUACAUUAUUCAGAAGAAGAGGCUGUAGGAAGACAUGGUCUUAUAAUUUUGGGGGAUUAGUUAGAGUAAAAGUGAAAACAUAAAGCAAAAAUAUAGCAGAAUCUUGCUAUGUGAAUGCACUACAUGUAUUGGCUCACCUGCUGUUGCUCAGAAUAAUCCUUUUAGAAACUAAUUUUAAAAGUAUAGUGUCUAUUUUUUGUUUUGUGAUAUCUAUAUACUUGUUAUGUUUUCAUUUCACUUCACAUUCCUUCACAGUAUCAAAGAUCCGACAACAGUCUUUGAAGUCAUUGACUAAAGAAUUUUGCAUAUGUGACUUUAAUAAACACAGUAGUAGUUGCCACUUGCUUGUUACAAGAUAUAAAUGAAUGUGAAAGGGAAACACUGUUAAAUGAACAGAAAAAAGGAAGAUGUUGAGAAGAAGGGAAAAUGUAGAAAAAAUAGAUCACCCGGAGAUUCGACAUCCUACUCCUAGCUUAUAAUUAUCAUCUGAUAAUCACUUUAUGCUAACCUAACCCAACCCAAUGAGAAAAAUAUCUUCUAAAUUUACUAAUGUACAGUUGCGGAAAUGUGUUCCUACACCCCCAUUGGCAACCCGCGUCUCCAAACGGCAAUGUCACAAUAGUAGUAUAUCACCAUUUAUGAAUGAAUGGGUAUUGGUCGUGUAACGACAGAUGUGAUUGAUGGAUAGGUUUGCUGUACUGUAGGUCAUAUAGGUUGGCCGUUUGGAGUAGGAACACAUUUCCGCAACUGUACUAUAGAUUCCUUCAAACAAGCUAAAUUUGCUAACUAUUCUCUGGGUUUUAUGUCUCCGAGAAUUUAAAAUUAACCUCAAGAGUGCUUAUUUUUUCCUCUCUCAAGUAACUUUUUCUGCUUCUAGGAGCACACCUUACUGUGGUAUAUCACCUAACACUCUAACACAAAAACAAUGGUGGUAAAAUAGAAAAGGCUACUCAGAAUUGGUAGAUGCAGCGAGUUUAGUGCUGUCUCAUUUUAUCAUUUCACAUAGCUUUACUGAACUGCAUCACACAUUAGUUUUAUUAUUACUCUUGGUAAGUUUUAUGCUCCGCAGACAGUCCAGAACUUAACAUGGUAGAUGUAACAUUAAAUUACUGUAAAUUAAUAAUAUUGGGUACAAAAGCAUUCGUUCAGACAUUAGCAUAAUAUGUGCUUGAGGUAAUAAUCUUUAGGCUUUGUUCUAACUUGUCUUCAUAACAUUUGGUCCAGGGCACCCUAUGCCACCCAGCUUUGAAUUGAUAUUUAAUUUUAUAGCUGGGGAAGCAGAGGUGGUCUAGUACAGUGCUGACCACACUACCCCCUUGUGUACUAAAUGCUUAGCACAGUGUUCAGUGCACUGUACUGUACGAGUAUAUGCACUCCCCUAGACGGGUCAUCAGACCUGAGUAACAAUUUUUUUCAUUAUAUUACUUGAAGCAUUAUAAUAUAUUAUUGAGGUUCGUAAGGUGCUAAGUCAUAUCAGGUUUUUUUCAUAAAUAUGUCUUUAUUUAGACUGACAAAUACACCUAAGGAUCACUAAAGUACAGUACAGUACAGUAUGUUUACCUCAGAUUACUGGUGUGUUGAACUUUUAUUCCUGGAUUACAAACUCUCCUGCUAUGUUAUGCAAUUGAUGUACUUUCUUUGUACAGUAUGCUGAUUACUGUUUUUAAUUUGUAUUUCUUGACAGGAAUGAUCAAAUCAAUGAUUUUUUCUAAUUUUUUGCCCAACUUUAUCACAUGCAAUGAUGAUGACCACCAAAGGUAUGAGGUGAUGUGAAUGAUAAAAAAUAGUUUCAUCUGGGCUGUUUGUAAAACUUAUAUUUGUAAAGGGUAAACUUGUGAAAGGUGUGGGGAUUACUGUAUAUGUAUAUGGUAUGAAUUUAUUCAUAUGAAUAUGCUUAAAAUACUUGCACUGUACUGUACUCUAUUUGAAAAUAUAUUUAUUUUGACAUGGGAAGAAGAAAUAUCAUUACUGUAUCAUUUAUUUAUAUGUACUUCAUGAUUCAUAAAACAUAUUUUUUCAUCUAUGUUAAUGCGUAGUUUCAAUUUUAUUUCCACAUUGUGUUGCCUAAAACCAUUAUCUCCCAGGUCCUCAAUUGUUGUCAGAGCUUUAAAACUCUGGUGAACCUGUUUAGUGGCAUUAUGUUUAAAGACAAGAACCCUUUAAUAGAGGAAAGUCUUCCUCCUACACCAGUCUAGAUACAGUAUGCUACUGUACAUGUUAUUGUGCAAUGCAUUUAUGCACGUUAUAGAACCUCCCAAAUAAACUUCUACUCUUGUUGUUCUUAUAUGUUUGGCCAGUUUCAUAUAGGAGCAUUAUACAGUGUACAUAUUUUAUAAAUAUGAAUUUUUUCUUGAUUAAGUUACCAGACAAUUCUAAAUUUCUUUUAUUUAUCUUGUCAGUAAACUACUGUAUAUUUUAAAGCUUAAAAAUUGUGUGAAGGUUUCCCAUGUAUAUGUAAUUCAGACCCAAAGCAUAAAAUAUGCAAGUAAAGCAUUCACAGAUAAAGUUAUGGUUUCUGUGAUGACAUCUGGCAAGUUUCACAUUUUAUCUGGGUUCUUGAUCCGAGAUAUUUUAUAAAAAACAAACAAAUAAUUAAAUCAUGUUUUAACACCAUUACCCACUCCAAGUGAUAAACACUGUCUGUGUAUGCUAUUCUAUUACAGUAUUUAUUCCAACUUCUUCCUGGUUGAUGAAAUAACUCCUAGUUUCAUCAGUUUUCAUUCAGCUGAAUAAUGGUGUACAGUAUUGUAUGUGGUCAUUAACCCAUUCACCACUGUGAGGCACAGGAAGGCUGCAACAAAGAACAGACCAACUGCCCAAACAGCUAGGAAGGUGAUAAGUUGCAAAAUAAUGAAUUAAAUAAGAAAUUGAUUGAUGCAAAAAAUGUUAAGACACAAGAUUUUUUAUUUUGUGAAGUAAAGGGAAGAACAAUUGCAGGUGGUAGAUUUACUCAACAUGGGGAGAGGAAACACCAGGACAGAACAUGUUGGGGAGAGUGUUUGUUGCUCUCAAGUUAUGGCCACCCUGUAACUGUAGCAGGAAAAGGUUGCAAUAAUGAAAAGAAUAUUACUCUUAGGUGAAUAUGUCACCUUGUUUCUCUAUUUAUUGAAAAAAUAAUAAUAAUAAUGACUGUCCAAACCAAAUUUUUCAAGCAGUAUAUUUCUCUCUGAUGUGAACACAAUUGUAAUUUGUUCCUGUUGGUAUUAUAGGUUUUUGUUUGUAUAGGUAGUAUAGUAAUUAUAGUUAUUACUCUGCAGUUAGAAAUCAUUUUCAAUACAGUACAUUACUGUACUGGAAAAUGUAAUUUUUCUUAUUUUACUGUGGUACAUAAAAUAGUUAUACGUAAUCUCUGGAUGUUGGACUUACUGUAUAGUGCAGUGGGCUAUGAAGCCUUAUCAAACAUGUACAUUAUAGCUCUCCAACCCAUCAUGUCAGGUAUCAACCCAAAGAACUUGGGUUUUUGUUUAUCAUCAUGGCAGGUCUUCUUGCUCCCAGUUGGGUGCUGUUGCAGCUUUAGCACUGCUCCUCACUGUACUGGAGGGGACUGUAUGAAAAAGCAUUCACCUUCUGAUUAUUUGUGGAAAAUUUUCUUUGCCAGGUUGAAUAAUUUUGUAUGUAUUUUUUUUAUUAUAAGUGUGUGUACUUUUGUCUAGACUACUAAGGAUUAACAUGAGCAUUAUCAGAAUACAAAUUAAUGUAUUUUUUUUUAAGAAUUACUGUGCGGUAUUUUUAUACUGUACAGUAUACAGUACGUAUAUGUAUGUACCAGGCUGACUCGGAUAAUAUUAUAAAUAAAUUUUCAUUAUAUUCACAAGACUUACAAAUUUGAAGUAAUUAUGUUAUACCAGUGUCUGUUAUAUUUCACCAGUUAACUUUUGGGUUUAGUUACACAGCUUUGUGUUAUAGACUAUUUUCAAUUUUUGGGAGAUUGUUACCGUAUUCUUGGGAAAAUUUAGGUCAGAGUCACUUUUGGUAACUGUAGCUUUUAUAGUUGUAGGGUAACGCCCCCUUUAAUAUAAAAAAACAAACAAAAGGUUAGGAUUUUUUUAUUGUUUCUGGUAAACUGUGGUUGUUUGGUGCUCCUGUAGGUGGAGCUCAUUAAUUUUCUUUGGGGAUUGUGCCUUGUUAUUGUCCCCUAUUCAGGAGUAAAGUACAAAGUGUAGAGUUUUGCAUGUCAGUUAUAUAUUUGGCUUGCAGCUUGUCUUAUUAAACUAGUAAGAUCUAUUUGACCUCCAUCUUAAGUCACUAGAACCUCUAAAUGCUUUUGCAUGUUAGUGGCUGGAAGUGUUUUAGCAAUGCUUUCAAGGCAGACAUUUUAAAUCUCUUGGGAACUGUUGUUAUCUUAAGUAAUAAGUCUAGAAGGAAACACUGUGUUUAUUUUAUUAUAUACAGGGGGUCCCCGGGUUACGAACAGGUUCCGUUCCUGAGGAUGUUCUUUAAGUCGGAUUUGUGCGUAAGUCGGAACACAUGCUAUGUGCAUACCCUGGUACUGUACUUAUAGAACAAUGUUUAAAACCCCAUUAUAUCAUAGCCUAAGUCCUUAUAUAGAUCUAAAAUCACUUAAUUUAAGACAAAAGAAGAAAUAGAAUGACAAAAUACAGAAAUGAAAGUAAAGAUUAGGUCAUCAGGUAAAUAAAAUGCUGUAAAUUUCAAGUUUAACCCUGUUCGUAUCGGCUGGCGUUCCUAAGUUGGACGUUCGUAAGUCAGGAACCCCCUGUAGUCCAACUUGAGGUUAUGUAAGAUGAAGAAACCAUUAGACAUUCGUUGUUAUACAUCAGGUAAUUAAUUUCAAUGGUCCUCAUGAGCAGUUCCCUAUCAUGACAUUGAUUAUAAUUUAUUGAGAUAUAAUGUGGCACAGUGUCAGUGUUAGGAAUACCUGAUAAAGAAGGAAUAAUGUGCAAACUGUCUUUGAUACAUAUAGCAGUGCACAUACCUGUUAUUUUGACUGAUCUUUAGGAUACAUUUAGGCUCAAGGGUAUAUUUAAAACAUUAACAGUGAGUUGAUACGGAGUAUUGUGAAAUAAUAUAGAUUUGCUCUGUUUACAUCAUUGGCUGUGUUCCUGGAAAAGGCUGGUGUUAUUUUAUAAGUGAAAACUGUGUACAGUAAUUGAAGAUAAGUCUAUAGGUUAUGUUCUUUGCCACAUCCAAAGUUCCUCUUUUGAUGCUGAUUCUUUACUGUAUAAAACUCCAUGUAUUCACUAAUAGUAGUUUAAUAAAUAAAUACUGUAAAGUUGAUUGAAUGAAAAUUAUAUGUGAAUAGCCUGUACAGUAUACAAUACUGUAUUCACCAAUACAUUUUUAUGGUUUCUGUUGGAGGAGAGCUUGGAUGGAAGUUAUUGUGCAGGUGACAGAUUUCCAGAACAGAUGGCUUGUUGUGCCUGUCAGUAAUUUCAAACAACUGAGUUAAUGUCCACUUCAAAUAAAACAUUUUAAAUGUU